This is a messenger RNA of Mus caroli (Ryukyu mouse), 2395 nucleotides long. RefSeq names its product harbinger transposase derived 1 (gene Harbi1). Lineage: Eukaryota; Metazoa; Chordata; Mammalia; Rodentia; Muridae. The record is from RefSeq and is a predicted model, not a curated record.
GCGGAAGGGGCGGUGCUGCUGUUGCGAACCGUGGCGGCUUGUGUGCGGCCGUGGGUUCCGGAGGCGGGCCUUCUUCGGCCCGGAGAGUGGAGAGUGCUCCGGGUAAUCCGGUAGCUACGGAAAGGUGGCUAUCAGCGUUCGGUUACUCUGGGCCGAGCAGCCAGACUUUGGUUAUCUUGCUAUUUUUGAGACAAGGUCUCGCUGUGUAACUCAGGUUAGCUUUGAACGGAGUGUUGCUCCAGCAGGCAUUAAGCACGCGGCGAUGCUACCCAGUUUCCAGAAUGCUAACAUUACAGGCUGGACCAGCCUUAGGAGCUUUUUGUUUUGUUUUACUUUGUUUUGACUGGUGCUCGUGUAGUCCACGCUUGCCUCGCACAUGAUCUUCUGGUCUACACUUCCCAAAAAGAAGAUUAUAAAUGUCAGAGCCAUUUAACUGAUGGUUAGCUGUUGAAUUCUGAUACUUACUGUGCCAGCCUCUUCGCUGGGAAAAAUUCGGGAAAAGCAGAUAGAAGAGGACCUCCACAUUAGCAAUGGCUAUACCAAUAACAGUGCUUGAUUGUGAUCUCUUGCUGUAUGGCCGAGGUCACCGGACCUUGGACCGUUUUAAGCUGGAUGAUGUGACUGACGAAUACUUGAUGUCUAUGUAUGGAUUCCCCCGACAAUUCAUUUACUACUUAGUGGAACUCUUGGGGGCAAGCCUUUCUCGGCCUACUCAGCGAUCUAGGGCUAUUAGCCCUGAGACACAGAUCCUGGCAGCAUUAGGGUUUUAUACCUCAGGGUCCUUCCAGACUCGGAUGGGAGAUGCAAUUGGAAUUAGCCAGGCUUCUAUGAGUCGCUGCGUUGCCAAUGUCACUGAAGCCCUUGUGGAACGGGCCUCACAGUUUAUUCACUUUCCAGUUGAUGAAGCUGCCGUACAGUCUCUAAAGGACGAAUUCUAUGGAUUGGCAGGGAUGCCAGGGGUGAUAGGGGUGGCUGACUGUAUCCACGUAGCAAUCAAGGCACCAAAUGCGGAAGACCUCUCUUACGUCAACCGAAAGGGUCUGCAUUCUCUAAACUGCCUGGUGGUGUGUGACAUCAGAGGGGCACUGAUGACUGUGGAGACCAGCUGGCCAGGUAGCCUCCAGGACUGUGCUGUGCUGCAGCGGUCUUCUUUAACCAGUCAGUUUGAAACUGGGAUGCCCAAAGAUAGCUGGCUUCUUGGUGACAGUUCCUUCUUUCUCCGAUCCUGGCUCUUGACACCACUACCCAUUCCUGAGACUGCAGCGGAGUAUCGCUACAAUAGGGCUCAUUCUGCAACUCACAGUGUGAUUGAGAGGACGUUGCAGACCCUCUGCUGUAGGUUCCGGUGCCUGGACGGAUCCAAAGGGGCGCUGCAGUACUCACCGGAGAAAUGCAGUCACAUCAUCUUAGCUUGCUGUGUCCUUCACAACAUUUCCCUGGACCACGGCAUGGAUGUUUGGUCCUCUCCAGUGCCUGGACCCAUUGACCAGCCCCCUGAGGGGGAGGCCGAGCACAUGGAGUCUCUGGACUUAGAGGCUGACAGGAUCCGGCAGGAGCUGAUACUCACUCAUUUCAGUUAGAAUGAGGGAGAGGGAGGAGGAAGGCUUUCCAGAAUAAACUGACAAUUUCCCCCGUAUUAGCACUGGGCAGGUCAGUCAUCCAGUGGUACUGAAAGUGUGCACUUGUCAUACAUUUUUAAAAUUUCAGGAGGGCAGGUGCAAGGGCAGAUGUGUCAACUAGACCAAAAUCAAGACAGUGUUUCCCUAAUGUUCAGUGAACCCCAGGCUGUGCACUGUUCUUUGGAAAGUUUACUAGUUGCAAGAACAAAAUCACACAAUGAAGGAGAAAACAGCACACAGCCAAAGAGUUUUAUUGUUUCAGUUGUCUGGAGAUCUCAAAGAAAAGUGUUUGUCCUGAUUGAUUUAUUUACUCAUUUAUUGCUAGUUUGUGUGAGACAGUUUUUUAUAUAGCACAGGCUGUCCUGGUACUCACUGUGUAGCCCAGGUUGGCCUGGAGCUUGUAACAGUUCUCCUGCGUCAGCCUCCCAAAUACUGGUCUACGCUAUCCUGCCUGGUGCCCUGGGUCUUUGUUUUUCUUCUUUGCUAUCUACGUAGGCAAAUAGAAAGAAAGAAUGAAUUUAGUUGAGAAAUGAUCGUCUAACAUAAGUUAGUGAGCACUUGCCUAGCAUGUGUGGUGUAUUGAUCCCUAGAACUGAAAGAAAGAAACAGUAAAAAUAAAGAGAAGGGCUGGAGAGAUGGCUCAGUAGUUAAGAGCACUGACUGCUCUUCCACAGCCAUCUGUAAUGGGAUACAGUGCCCUCUUCUGGUGUGUGUGUGAGGACAGCAACAGUGUACAAACACAAAAUAAAUCUUUUAAAAAUAAAAAAAGAGAACUA